Messenger RNA from Yamadazyma jaroonii, 411 nucleotides. The record is from the annotation of a GenBank genome assembly. NCBI's taxonomy places the organism in Eukaryota, Fungi, Ascomycota, Pichiomycetes, Serinales, Debaryomycetaceae.
AUGGUCAAAUUUGUUAAAGCAGGUAAAGUUGCUAUUGUUGUCCGUGGUAGAUUUGCUGGUAAAAAAGUAGUCAUUGUCAAACCACAUGAUGAAGGUACCAAAUCACACCCUUUCCCACACGCCAUUGUUGCUGGUGUUGAAAGAUACCCAUUAAAAGUUACCAAAAACUUAGGUGCCAAAAAGACUGCUAAAAGAUCAAAAGUUAAACCAUUCAUCAAAGUUAUUAACUACAACCAUUUAAUGCCAACUAGAUAUUCAUUAGAUGUUGAAGCUUUCAAAUCAUCAGUCACCACUGAAGCUUUAGAAGAACCUUCACAAAAAGAAGAAGCUAAAAAAAUUGUUAAAAAAUCUUUCGAAGAAAGAUACCAAGCUGGUAAAAACAAAUGGUUCUUUACUAAAUUGCAAUUUUAA